CUCCCAAUAUCCAUCCACCUUCACUUUCUUUACUCACAGAGAUGCCAUUUCAUUUCAUUACGGGUUUAGUAUAGUGUAAUAGCCUUGCCAAAAAGCAGUAUUGGAAAAGAUGAGGAGUCGCGUAAUAAUAGGAAAGGAUCGUUGUUAGUUUUUGGUAGGGUGUGAUGAUGGCCAGGGUUGUAAGUAAAAUCGGGCUUAAUUAAAUAUCUCGUUUAAAUACUUUUCGUUAUUAAAUUAAAAGCAACCUUGUGCAGCAAAGCUUAACGAUUCAUCUCUGCCAGUCACUAUUACAUAACUGCCAUUUUCUAUUGUUAAAUUGAUGAUUAGUGACAUUCUUUUCUUCUUAUAUGGCCUGAGAUUGGUUCCUUUCGUUUUUGGUUGGUUUCGUAGAUCGAUCUGUUUUUAAUUGGGGGACAAAAAAGCUAUUAUAUGGAGAAGGAUUCAUAAACUUGGGUUAACAUCAGCUCUUUUUACGAUCCUAAUUUAAUUGUGUUAUUAAGUUUUCAGUUGUAACAAGAUUCUUGAUACAAGAAGAAUCAUAAAAGUUUUCGUUAGUGGUUUGUGCCUUGUUAUUUACUUGUCUCACUUUUGGUUUUGCUAUCUGGGAGUGAGUGAGUUUGACUGGUUGAGUGACAGUUUGUUUAGUUGUUAUAUUUUGUGACUGUAUGUGUUUAAAUAAGGUGUGGUGCUACUUGCUAAACCGGCUAAUUAAUUAAUUAGUACAAACUAAUUAAGUCGUCGACCACGAAAUUAGCAAAAUAAAUAAAAGACGUAACGUGACCGUGACAUCGAUUAAUACCGUGCCGUGCCUCCUCUGGAUGUGUUUACAUUUUCACGUAGUGAAAGUUGAAGAAAGUUUUUUUUAACUGAUAUUAUUUAAAACGGGAUAACUUAAAUAAAUCAACAAGAUGCCGGUGUUUCAUACGAAAACGAUUGAAAGUAUUUUGGAGCCUGUCGCCCAACAGGUCUCCCGGCUCGUUAUCUUACACGAAGAAGCCGAAGAUGGCAACGCCAUGCCGGAUUUGGAAAAACCCGUCUUCGGAGUGUCCCGAGCUGUUCAAAAUCUCGUCAAAGUCGGGCGCGAAACGAUCCAAUCAUCCGAUGAUGCUAUUUUGCGCCAGGAUAUGCCGGCCGCCCUGCAACGGGUCGAACAGGCCGCCCGUCACCUUGAAGAAGCGUCAGGCAUGCUUAAAGCUGACCCAUUUUCGCAGCCAGCGCGAAAAAAGUUGAUUGAAGGGUCACGCGGAAUUCUUCAAGGCACCUCCUCCCUCCUCUUGUGCUUUGAUGAGUCGGAAGUUCGCAAAAUCAUCUCCGAGUGUAAACGCGUCCUUGAUUAUCUCGCUGUCGCUGAGGUCGUCGAUUCUCUCGAAGACUUGGUCCGCUUCGUUAAAGAUUUGUCCCCGUGUCUCUCCAAAGUGUCCCGCGAGGUGGAUGGACGUCAAAAGGAAUUGACGCACCAAGUUCAUCGGGACAUUUUGAUCCGCUGUCUUGAAGAGGUCAAGACACUAACCCCCAUUCUCAUCUGUUCAAUGAAAAUUUACAUCCAAAUACAUGCCCAGGGCGGGAAGGGUGGUGAAGAGGCGGGGAUGAACCGCGACUAUUUGGCGCAACGGAUGACGGACGAGUUGAACGAGAUCAUCCGCGUCCUCCAACUCACGACGUAUGACGAGGACGAAUGGGAUGCCGAUAAUCUCACCGGGAUGAAGAGGCAGUUGCAAGUUAUCGACUCAAAGAUGACGGCUGCAUAUGAUUGGCUACGGGACCCUCGCGCCCUACGUGGCGGGGUUGGGGAAAAAUCCGUCCGUGGGAUUCUGGACGCAGCGAUGAAAGUCUCUGACCGCUGUUUACCUCAAGAUCGCGACCCCAUCCGCAAAAUGACCGGUGACAUCUAUUCCAUGACGGACGGGCUGUGCGAACUCCGAUCCGCGGGACAGGGAGAUUCUCCGCAAGCCGAAUCCUUAGCCAAGGGGAUCGAACAAAAAUUGGCCGAGCUGAACGGUCUUGUCCUUCGUGCCGUUACCAACGCUGAACGUUCCGGCAUCCUUCAACCUGCCCAUACGGUCACCGGAAGAUUGGAGCAAGCCCGCAAGUGGUUGGGAAAUCCAGCCGUGGAUGACAGGGGUCUGGGUCAGAGGGCAAUCUCACUAAUUGUGGAUGAGGCAAGGCGAGUGGCGGAUGGAUUACCUGGUGUGCAGAAGGCCGAACUACUCAACCUCAGCGACCAGGUGGACUCGCUCCUCCACCAACUAGGCGAACUUUGCCGUCGUGGUGAAGGUAACUCCCCGGCUGGGCAGGCAAUCGCGGGCCAACUCGUCGCCAAACUGGCGGAGUUGAAGAACAAGAUCCAAACCGCGGUUAUCAACAGGGUCGUGGAAGAUUUUGUCGACACGGUUACACCCCUUCGCCAAUUCACGGAGGCCGUCCUCGCACCCGAAGGAAGUCCCGGGCGCGACCAAAACUUUGUCGAAAGGGCCACCGCGUUGCAAAACUAUUCCGGCCGAGCAUCCAAAACUGCGCGCAUGGUGGCAGCCGGUGGAGCGGGGGAUAAUAAAAAAUUGGCAGAGGCACUUCUCUUCGGCGCCUCCCAGGUCGAGUCACUCACCCCUCAGCUGAUCAACGCGGGCAGGAUUAGGAUGGCGUAUCCGGAUAAUGGCGCUGCCAACGAGCAUUUUGAAAACUUGAAGACGCAGUAUGCCGACAGUAUUGCGAAAGUGAGGGAUUUGUGCGAUGAGGCGAUUGACUCUGGUCACUUCAUUCAACAAUCGGAGGAGGCCAUCAAGAAGCACACUGUGCUCUGCGAAGACGCCAUCCGAUCAAAACAGCCACCAAAAAUGGUGGACAACACGAGCUCUAUUGCCCGCUUGGCGAAUCGCGUCCUCAUGGUAGCACGGCAAGAAGCUGAUAACUCGGAGGAUGCCAACUUCAUUCGCAACGUUUCCCACGCCGCAGACCAACUGCAGUCGACCCUCCCACCCAUGGUUCAAUCCGCGAAAUCCGUCGCCAUUUCAAUGUCCGACCCAUCCGCUGCGUCGCGAUGGCGGGACACAAACAACGACCUUCUUUCAUCGGUUGGUCUCGUCAGAAAAGCCGUCACUGUCCACGAAUUGCCACUCCCUCCACCACCCCCACUUCCAGACAUGUCCUCCCUCUACGUCUCACCACCAUCACGACCCCCUCCUCCCGCCGGAAUGAUGUCAAACUAUGCCACCACCAGCGGUCCACCACCACCACGUCCCCCACCCCCAGAAACGGACGACGAAGACGACAUGGCUCUCAUGUUCAAUACUACACCCACUCCGAACCAGCCAAUCAUGAUGGCGGCGCAUAGCCUCCACCAUGUCGUGGGACAAUGGUCCUCCAAGGAUAAUGAAAUCGUCGCCUCCGCCAAACGGAUGGCACUCUUGAUGGCACGAUUAUCGCAAUUGGUGCGUGGCGAAGGUGGGACGAAAAAAGAUUUGAUCGCUUGCGCCAAGGAAAUUGCCGAGGCGUCGGAGGAAGUCACCCGCUUGGCGAAGGAGUUAUCGCGCGAUUGUACGGACAAAAGGAUGCGAACGAGUCUGUUGCAAGUUUGCGAGCGGAUCCCCACCAUCGGAACGCAACUUAAAAUCCUGUCCACCGUAAAGGCCACCAUGUUAGGGGCACAAGACACAAUCCCGAGGCGAAUAGACGCUGAGAUUAUCGGGGGUACGGAGGAGGAUCGCGAAGCUACGGAGAUGCUGGUAGGAAAUGCACAAAAUUUGAUGCAGUCGGUCAAAGAAACCGUCAGAGCGGCGGAAGCUGCCUCCAUCAAGAUGCGAACCGAUGCGGGCGUCAGGAUGCGAUGGGUGCGAAAACAGCCCUGGUACCACUACUAAAAAUUAUGAUGGAGACCCCACCCCCAUAAAUUUUGCAGAGCUUCUUCUCCCACAAAAAAAAGUGUCAUGGAUCAUCCCUCAAUCAUCGAUCUUGUGCCUUACGUUUUCUUUUUCGAGCAAUUUAUGAUAUUCUCACCAUGUGUUCUUCUUAAGGGUAGAAUGGCCUAAAAGUUAAAGUUAACAGUAAUUUACUAAUUCAGAUUCUCUACCUUAAAAAAUAAUAUCUUCAACUUGGGUGCUUAUCUUUUGAAUAACUGUGCGUAUCUAAUUAGCACAGAUUUACCAAAAAAAACAUACUAUAAAACUUUUAAAUGACACUUGUAAUAAUGACUCCUUUCUAAUUAUUAUUUGGGGGAUACGCGAGCCCCUUAAAAAUUACCACUUUAAUUAUAUAAAAAAUUUACUGAUAAUGAAAAACGGAGCUAAUCUAAAAACCACAAGUGCUGGACGAAACAGUCUUAACUAAUUAACGAAAUUAUACUGUAAGUGUAGACUAUGCUAAAAUUCUAACCAAAUUAACAACAGUAUUCUUACAUGCCAAUAUGUAUAAUAAUGAAUUAUAGAGAAAUAAUUAAAUUUAAAAAGUGCCACCAAUUUAAUAAGUAAUAUCCUACUCAUCAGCCAGUAACCAGUAAAAAUAAGUUUAAUUAUUAAGUACAAUGCUGCCAAGUUGAAUAAUAUGCUUAAAAUCCUUCAACUAUAUUAAAUGUAAGAUUUGAAGCAAUAAAGUGUAGGUUGACAAUUAAAACACGAAA
This is a messenger RNA of Folsomia candida, 4609 nucleotides long. RefSeq names its product vinculin (gene Vinc). Gene Ontology annotation, molecular function: structural molecule activity; actin filament binding. Lineage: Eukaryota; Metazoa; Arthropoda; Collembola; Entomobryomorpha; Isotomidae. Gene Ontology annotation, cellular component: actin cytoskeleton. Gene Ontology annotation, biological process: cell adhesion. The transcript has 17 exons. The record is from RefSeq and is a predicted model, not a curated record. Bases 909 to 3854 code for a protein of 981 amino acids.